This is a messenger RNA of Achroia grisella, 5774 nucleotides long. RefSeq names its product nuclear pore complex protein Nup214 (gene Nup214). Gene Ontology annotation, biological process: RNA export from nucleus; protein import into nucleus. Lineage: Eukaryota; Metazoa; Arthropoda; Insecta; Lepidoptera; Pyralidae. The coding region runs from base 128 to 5524 and encodes 1798 amino acids. Gene Ontology annotation, cellular component: nuclear pore. The transcript has 27 exons. Gene Ontology annotation, molecular function: structural constituent of nuclear pore; protein binding. The record is from RefSeq and is a predicted model, not a curated record.
AAAGAAUAUAAUAAUUUUGUUACCAAAAAUAAUAUCUCCAUUAUUAUUAUUAGUAUUUUUAAUUCAUAGAUUUUAAUUACCUGUUAUUUAUGUAAGAAUUAUUGAUUAUACUUUUGAAUUUAAAAACAUGGAUAUUCAAUUUGGACCUAAUUCUGUAGAUGAACCGAAUCUGCUCUACAAGUUACAUCGUAAAAUACAAGUCUUUCACACCAACGACCCGCUUUCCAACCCUGGCUAUAAUUUUGUGACAAGUAGUAGUAAAUAUGGUAUAGUUUUUGUUGCUUCACCUGAUUCAACUUUAUCAGUAUAUCAAAUUACUCAACUAAUCGACAAAGAGAACUCGCCCCAACACUUCUCGGUAAACCUAGCAGAGAAACCAUCUCAUAUUGCUGUCAGCUGUGAUCAAGAGUUAUUAGCAGUUACUGGUGGGCAACAAUUAAACAUUUAUAAAGUUAUUGACUUUCAAAAUCAGAAUGUGUCAGUGGCAGCAUCAAUUAGAUGUGAUGUCAACCCAAGCACAUGUGUAAGUGCACUACAAUGGAACCCGUGUAUCCCAGAUUCCAUUGCUUUAGCAUUUUAUGAUGGCACACUGCUGGGUGUACAGGUUUCUACAGGACAAAUUAACAAAGUGCAAUCAAACGCAAGAUGCAUAUGUUGGAGUCCUAAAGGAAAACAACUGGUCACUGGCAACAGUGAUGGUGCUCUUUGUCAGUACAAACCUAAUCUCACACCAGCCAAGAUGGUCCCAGCCCCAAAUUUAUUUGAUGGAGCACCAGUCGAAGCUCUGGCUAUUUACUGGAUAGCCACAUAUCAAUUUGCCGUUGUUUAUAAAAAUGCUGUUCAAAACAAUCGGCCAGCUGUGACUAUAAUUAAUACACCAAAGGGUGGCCAACCGUCAUGUCUCAAUUAUGAAGAUAUUUGCUAUAGUAUGGGAUCAAAUAGACCUUGGUUCUACUUCUUACAAGGAUUACCACAAUGGAAUAUUAUUUUAUCUUCCUCAUCAAAUAGUAUGGAAUUAGCAACAUUAGGGUCUGCAGAUGGUGUUAAUUGGCAGCAAUGGUGUCAGUCAGACGAAGCCAGGCCAGAACUACCUCUGACGGAUAAAAAGAUUGAAAACUAUCCAGUUGGAAUAUGCAUUGAUACUUGUGCUAUACAUCAAUUGCCAUGGGGAGAGAAUGAAGUCUUACCACACAUGCCACUGUUAUUUGUGGUCUCGCAAACUGGUUUGCUAACAAUAUUCAACAUUAUCAAUUUGAACAGACAAGCGGUUCAGUUAUGUACACCGCCUCAAGGUCUCGUGUUGCCCGCUACAGCAAUGACCGCGUCUAUACCUGGUGAAGCGCCUCAAGUUCAACCCCCGCCAGUGGUACCAACCCCAGUACCAGUAGCACAACCACCUCCACUACAAGUAGCGGUAGCCCAGCCCAUAGUCGUACCAACUCCGAUGCCGCCACAUUCUACUAGUUUGUUUGGAUCUACCAGUACUGCGAAAACUGCCACUUUACAAACACUACAAGUAACCCAAAUCAGUUCUACAGGGCCUAAUCCACAAAUUAUCGACCAAAAACCAGUCGACAUCAAACCAGCACCGCCAAUUUUACCUCAAACACAAGCACCGGUGCAACACACACCCGCACCAUCGGAACCACAGCCGUCAGCUAAGGCGCAAGAAGCCAGCGCAGCAUUAAAAGCAGAACAAGAGCAGGCAAAUAAAAUUAAAGCAAAUCAAGAACUGAAGAAUAUGCUCGUCAGAGAAGUCAAUGAGUUCCAAAUGGAGUUAUAUAAGUUUAUGCUGAAAACGAGAGAAACUCAAGCAAAGUUGCAAUGUGAUAUACAGUCUAUCAACUCUAACUUCAAUCUACAAUCAAUGGACACUGAGCAGCUAAAAAAAGAAUGUUCUUUAGAUGAACUACGAUCUGCCAUUGUACAACUUAAAUUAGAAUUAGUGAAGGCAUGUGCCGUAGUAGCAGAGGCCCGUACUCAUGCUGAAUCAAAAGACUCUCACGAGUGGACACAAGCUGACCCUUUAACUACAAAGCGCGUGGCAUCAGUAAAAAAAUUAGCUUACUAUGUGCAGAAUCAAGUGGAACAAGCACACAAAGCGCUUGACUACAAAUGGAGUGAAGUGUUGUCAAAGGAUUUAAAAUCGAAUAAGCCUGGACAAUACAUGAUACGCCCAAUAUUGGAUGACGUAUAUCAACCUUUGGUGAAGCAACAAGAGAUACUGUGUCGCCAACAAGCUAUGCUAAGGACGCUGAGAAACACACUGAAGGAGUGUGAAGUAACGCCAGUGUUCAAGUCCACAUCCUUAUUGAGGAGUACCCCGUUUAGAAAUAAAGAUCCUUUAUCGAAACUAACUAAGAACAUCUUAAACAUGAGUAUUGAACCGCAAACAUCAAAAUCCAAAGACUCAAUAUUUAGUGCGCAAAAACUCGACGCAUUGAGAGACAUGUUGUCAAAUCAUAAAACUGUAAAGAUAAAACCAGUGAGUGUGGAUAUGAGACAACAGUUGGCGGCAAUGAGGAUCAGUUAUGAAAAGAGUGCAAAAGAGAAAUUAAAUCAACCCCAGCUUCAAGUUGCAAAUUCGGAACCUGCCUUGCAACAAACAUUUUCUCCACCCAUUAUAGCACCAACCGCUAAUAUUGUGAAAACUGAGAAGACAUCGGAGCCAGAUAUCAUAAAGCAGGCACCUAUAACUAUACCAUCAUUUACGCCCGUAAACAACUUCAGGCCAAGUGUACCAGCUCCUGCGCAGUCUAAUGUAGCUAGAACCUUAUUUACUGAUGAACCGAAAUUAGAAACAUCAAAACCUCAAGCUCAACUUCCGCCAUUACAAAUACAACCUCAACCAAUUCUAAAGCCAAAGCAACAAACCUUUACAUUUGCUACUCCUACAGGCACUUCGGCAAAUACGCGCAGUGCACUAAAAGAUUUAUUACAAAGCAAAUCUCAAGCAAAUGUGGACACCAAGAAUGAUGGCAAUACAUUUAUGGGACAGAAAAUAUGUUCACCUACUGCAUUUACACCAUCUACUGGAUAUUCGCAUAGUAGUUCUCCAUCUCAAAUGACAUCGGCGCCAUCUGCUGUGUUCACAGCUAAACCGAUAUCAGAUAUAAGUAACAUGUUCAGUAAAUUCCAACCACAAACAUUCAUGCCAGAAUUAAAACCUCAAAUUUUCAAACCAAGUUCAUCUGAAACAGGGGAACCAGAAGUAAUGCCCAAAUUAGAAGUUAAAAAAGAAGACAAACUCACAAAUUUAUUUGGUUUAAAAUCAACUACUCCUUUGACACAACAAAUUACAGCAGAGAAAGCAAUUGAAAACGUGUCACCGACACAAAACACUACAGUAAAAAGUGACAAUGGACUUAAACCAUUAGGAACCCAAGCUAUAAAUAAAACGUCAAUCUUCGAUGUACAGCCAACUGUGAUAAGCACUAGUCCAGUGGUAUCUACAGGCCAGACUUUAAAACCAGAAGGUAAAAUUGAAAAUAAAACAGACAUUCCUAAAUCAAUUGGAAAUACUGAAUCAAUAAAUCUAACUGCUACUACAGGCGCCUCAUCCCUAUUUUCUUCAGCUAACGCCACAACACCUACUAUGUCAAAACCGCAACCGAUAUUUCCAACAUCUAUGUCUAAAUUAGGGUCUCCAGACUCUACUCUAGCCGUGACUUCUACGUCAGAUAUCAGUCCUAUUACAUCAUCAACUGAUAAAUCCACAACUUCAGCAUCUUCUAUAUUUAGCGCAGCGGUAGCUUCGCAAUCACCAUUUUCAACGCCUAAAACACCUACAACACAAUCUACGUCAAUUUUUAGUACUUCUCUCACACCGACUAGUGUAUUUUCGGCUACAAACACAGCGUCAAUUUUUGGUUCUGUAACAACUACUACUGCCAGUUCUGCUACUACACAAUCAGCUUUUACUUCUACUACCAUUGCUGCAGAUAAACCAUCAGUAGCUGCCCCAUCUUCCGUAUUUGGAGCAACAACAACGCAAACUGCUCUUGAAUCACCUUCAUCGGUAUUUGCACCAACGACUACUAUUCAAUCUUCAAUAUUUUCAACAUCAACAACCUCUGUUUUUGCAUCUCAACCUUCUAGUCCAACAUCUGUUUUUGGAACAUCUACUACAAAAGUAUUUGAUACAAUUACCACAACAUCAGCUUCUCUAUUUAGCAAUACCCCUGCAACUACAACUCAAGCAUCUGUCUUUGGAAAUUCAGCGGCCAAUAGUUCUGCCGGAUUUAGUUCUACUUCACCAUCGUCAAUAUUUAGUGCAGUUUCUACGCAAUCUACUGCAUUUGGUAUACCAACUGCAACUACUCAGGCAUCUAUAUUUAGUAGCCCAAUUCAAACAAGUCAGACCUCAUUAUUUGGAACUCAACAAACAACUCAAAGUUCUGUAUUCGGUACCCCUACGCAGACAACACAAGCAUCUGUAUUUGGAACCCCUACACAAACAACUCAAGCAUCUGUAUUUGGAACUCCUACACAAACCACUCAAGCUUCUAUAUUUGGAACCCCUACACAGACAACACAAACAUCUGUAUUUGGUACCCCUACACAAACAACACAGGCAUCUGUAUUUGGUACCCCUACACAAGCGACACAGGCAUCUGUAUUUGGGACCCCUACACAAACAACACAAGCAUCUGUAUUCGGAGGUACUCCAACUACUACUGUAUCAGGCGGGUCGUUAUUUGGUGGCGCUGAAGCAAAUUUAUUUGCGUCAGCAAGUAUAUCAACAACAAUUGCUCCAUCACAGUCGAGCGGAGGAAAUAUAUUUGGAGGGGGAACUGGAUCUGUUUUUGCUGGUGGAAAUACAAACAUAUUUGGUGCCAAACCAGCACUCAAUCAGAGCAACACAUCAACGGCAUCAUCUAUUUUCGGAGGAAGUGCCGCAUUCGGGCAAAAGGCGUCCACUAAUAACUUCUGGUCUGGAGGGAAUACAAGUGGAGGUGGAGGCUUUGGAUCUGGUUUCGGUCAGCAAGCUACAACUCAAGCAUCAUCGAUAUUCGGAGGUAGUCCAGGAGGCAACUUCAGUGCGGCAAGCGCUGGACAACCAUUCGGCAGUCCACAACAGAACGCAAAUUUCGGAGAAAGCAAACCUUCCGCCUUUGGAUCCCCACAACAGCAAUCAGCAUCAGCUUUUGGCGGUUCAUCUGUCUUUGGAUCUAAACCUGUAUUUGGACAGACAACUGCUUCCCCUGCGGGCGGCGGCGGGUUUGGCUCUUUCGCUGGAUUUAAUAAGAGCCCGGGUGGCGGCGGCUUUGGUGCCCCCGCUUCUUUCGGAGGAGGCUCGGGUUUUGGCGGACCAGCCUUUGGAGGUUCUUCACCGGGUAAAGUCUUUGGUGGCUCAUCUCCUAGUCCUGGUUUCGGCUCCCCUACUCAAUCAAAUGCGACAUUUGAAAGCUUAGCCACUCAGAAUACCCUCACAUUUGGCAACCUAGCUCAACAAUCACCACCACAGCCACAACAGCAACCUACAUUCAAUACAUCUCCAUCAUUCACUGGUUGGCGUGGCUGAUGACAGUUUUGGAAGGAUAGGUCAAUGAAGACGAAAUAUGAUCACUAACAGGAUAUUGUGAAUGAUUAUGUGUUGAAUAAACAAUUUGAAAAGUGAAUCACGUGGUGUUAUGCAUAUUUAUGAUUAAAAACUAAUGUAUUACAUACUAUGUCAAAUACUAAACAUUAAUUACCUUAUAUAAUAGAUAUUAAAUACCAUAUACAACAAUUACCUACAAUGUUCUAAAAUAAAGAAAGUUACAAAUCGAUAA